CGUUAAUUCUAUUGGAUCCGACUUCCGUUAUAAAGUAGCAACAAAAUAUUAGCUGCAGAACGGUUCACAAAAUGAAUUCCUCGAAUGUUGACAACAACGUUGCUGGACGUCUAGCAUUGAUAACCGGAGCUUCUGGAGGAAUUGGUGGAGCAUGCGCGCAAGCACUCUUUCUCCAGCAUGCUCACCUGGCAUUAUCCUACAACUCAAAUCGGGAGAGCGUCGGAAAGUUAGGCGAGAGAUUGCUCGAUGAAUACAAGAAAUCAAAUCCAGGGAGAACAGCCCCAAAGAUCUCAUACCAUCGGGUCGACCUAUCGAAUGUGGAGGAGACGGUUCAGCUUUCUGAAGAUGUCAAAGUUCAACAUUCGAAACCUGUGGAUAUCCUCAUCGCAAAUGCGGGGUUCGGCAAAAGAAUUACCGACAUAGAGGAGAUUCCAUUGGACGUUUUCGAGCACACAUUGAAUGUGAACCUACGUGCUCCUUUCUUGCUUGCGAAAAACGUUGUGGGGCAUAUGAAGCAGCAACGGUGGGGCCGUAUCAUUUUCAUAUCAUCAAUUUCCGGGUACGGCGUAGGGCUGAAUGGAUGUCAUUAUGCUGCCUCAAAAGGCGGUCUCACAUCAAUGAUGAAGAAUCUAUCCACGCGGCUCGCAGAGUUUAACAUCACGGUGAAUGAUGUCUCCCCUGCGAUGAUUGGAGAAACCGGAUUGAUUCCUAGCAGUAAUUCUGUUCCAGGUCUGGUUGACACCAUUCCUUUGGGUCGUCUAGGAAUGCCACAGGAAGUAGCAAAUGUAGUGACGAUGUUUUGCGGAACAGGGUACAUGACAGGCCAAAGUGUUGUGUUGGCCGGUGGAUUGAAUCACAAGUGAUUGGUCAGUGGUGCAGAGAUCAUGUUCAAGGAUAGCAAAAAGCGAAAUCGCAGCAUUGGGCAAGGAAAGCUUCCUCGCUUCAAAGAGCAACUCGCUUGGCGCCUGUACUGAAGUGGUGAUUGACAUUCCGCGCUAACGUCCGGCCCGAGUUGGACCGGCGAGAAUGCCGUCAUGUGGAUGAAGCGGCACGAAAUAAAAGAACCCAUCGCCGCUGUUCAAUUGAUGCAGUGUUAUCUU
Messenger RNA from Lindgomyces ingoldianus, 1100 nucleotides. Its product is annotated as NAD(P)-binding protein. Bases 72 to 863 code for a protein of 263 amino acids. Gene Ontology annotation, molecular function: oxidoreductase activity, acting on the CH-OH group of donors, NAD or NADP as acceptor. NCBI's taxonomy places the organism in Eukaryota, Fungi, Ascomycota, Dothideomycetes, Pleosporales, Lindgomycetaceae. The transcript is spliced from 5 exons. The record is from RefSeq and is a predicted model, not a curated record.